UUGGUCAUGGCGAGCAGAUUUUUGGCCCUCAUUCUCCUGUUUUGGGGCAGCUUUUCUGCCACAGUGAAUGGAAAAUGCCCUUGUGAAGAUCAGUCUUUAUGUGAACCAAUCGCAAGACCUCCGGGAAAAGAAUUUCUUAUGUUUUCCACUAAACCUAAUGUGUGGAGAAAGUACGACUGGACGAAAGUGACAACGAUCGCUCUGUUCAGACCUUGGGACGACGAACUGAUGUGUGAAGCACACAAAAGGGGUGUUCGAGUUGUCUUGGCUGCCAACUUUCCCACAGAAAAGCUGAGUAGUAAAGAAGUAAGAACCAAAUGGAUACACAACUUGACUCAAGAAGCUCUAGCUCGCCAUGCUGAUGGAGUGAAUAUCGAUAUUGAGUCGCCAAUAGCCAAGAGGUCAAGAGAGGUUACAUUACUGACAAAACUAGUGAACGAAACAGCAACAGCUUUCCGUUCAGCAAUAAAGAAUUCUCAGGUGUCUUUCGACAUUGCCUGGUCUCCUGAUUGUAUUGAUGGACGUUGUUAUGAUGCUGAAGCUCUUUCCAAGGUCGUUGAUUUUCUUGUUGUCAUGGCCUAUGAUGAACAGAGUCAGAUCAAAACAGGAAAUUGUGUUGCAAAGGCUAACUCGCCCUUGAAACAGACAAAAGCUGCUAUUGGAGAAUACUUAGCUCUUGGAAUCAGACCAGAAAAACUGGUCCUUGGAUUACCAUGGUACGGUUAUGACUACCCCUGUUUGGAACUUAAUGAAAACAUCUGCUCAAUCAAGCGGGUGCCAUUCCGUGGUGUGAAUUGCAGUGAUGCAGCUGGCCGGCAGGUUGAAUAUGCUGAUAUUCAGGACUUGAUUCUCAGCAGAGAUGCGAAGGCUCAGUGGGAUGAAGAUUCAGCUUCAUUCUUUUUCAACUAUGAAGACACUGUGGGUGGUAAACAUCAGGUUUGGUUCGAUAAUGUGCAGAGUCUUAAACAAAAAUAUGAGUUUGCAUCUGCUGAAAAUUUGAAUGGUGUUGCCAUCUGGAAUUCAGAUUUGUUGGACUACAGCGACAUCCUGAGGGCUCAACAGGAGACCAAAGCAAUGUGGGAUGCUUUGCAGCAUUAACUUGCUUUUGAAAUGUUGCUGAGACUUUAAGCUUCAUGUAGGUGUAAUUCUGCAAGACUAAGGUACUUCUUAAGGGUGGAAAAUCUCCAUGUGGAUCUUUUCUUUUUCUGAUUUUUUUAAUUUUAGUAUCUGCAUGUUGCACACGGUUUGCACAUUUGGACAUGCUGCUUAGUCCAUUGUCUUUGACAAAUGUGAUGCACACUAUAUUACAUGUAUGCCUAUGUCUUAAUAAGAUGAACUGCUAAAUUUCAGUAGACACUUGCAUGAGGAUUUAAGAGGUUCUUCUCUCUUUUGCUUUCUGUUGAAGUCUCUUGCAAGGCGUAAAUUUAGGUACAUGCAUGUAGAUGCACCAAAAAAAGGAAUCUCUAAGAGAUGAGCAGUGUUUUGUGAUGGUAGUCAUCAGGUAAUUAUUUUGAUGCAAAUUUUAAUCUCUGACGCUCAUGUGCAGCUAAAUAUAGCAUAUUAUUUAGCAUUGCUCUGUAAGUCAGCCAUGCAUACAGCAGUUAACAAUCUCAUAAUUUUGAAAAACUUGAAACGGUCACACACCAGAGUUUUUGUUUAUCAAGUCUGCCUUGCAUUUAGAACAAGUCUUGGUCUGAACCCACUUGUCCCUAAGCUUUAAAUAUACAUAACAUAGAAAUCUUUCCCUUGGUGAUAUUUGGCAGUGAUUUUUAUUGCAGUUGUAUGUGAGAAAAAAGUGUUUGUUUCUGUCCAAAAUUACAUGUUAAUAGUGUAUUUUUUAAAAUGCCAUAAAGUAUACAAUAAUAUAUAUUAGUUUAUUACUACCAAAAAAUGAAUAAAUAGAAGAUAAACAAACAGCUAAGAAAUAAAUAUAUAUUUUUCAAAUGUUA
Molecule: messenger RNA, 1949 nt
Organism: Orbicella faveolata
Lineage: Eukaryota; Metazoa; Cnidaria; Anthozoa; Scleractinia; Merulinidae
Product: di-N-acetylchitobiase-like
Biological process (GO): oligosaccharide catabolic process
Molecular function (GO): chitin binding
Source: RefSeq, a predicted model, not a curated record